Messenger RNA from Botrytis porri, 1248 nucleotides. RefSeq lists its product as uncharacterized. The coding region runs from base 1 to 1248 and encodes 415 amino acids. The record is from RefSeq and is a predicted model, not a curated record. The transcript has 3 exons. Lineage: Eukaryota; Fungi; Ascomycota; Leotiomycetes; Helotiales; Sclerotiniaceae. Gene Ontology annotation, cellular component: nucleus; GID complex; cytoplasm. Gene Ontology annotation, molecular function: protein binding; ubiquitin protein ligase activity. Gene Ontology annotation, biological process: proteasome-mediated ubiquitin-dependent protein catabolic process.
AUGGAUGUUCUUGAGAAGGAGAUCAUUAAGCUGCAGAGGGAUUCCAGCUUUGAUCAAAGUAUUGAGGAUGUGGAUAAGAUCAUACAGCAACUGGAAAAAGCAAGAGAUGCUAUUGAAUCAGAACCUCAUUUCGCUUCCAUAACUUUGACCAAACUCCAGCACCCAUUGAAGAAUGGCUUUGAGAAAGUUAAUGAUGAUAUAAAGAAGAUCCAUAAAGCACAUGUGAUGCAUGCUUAUGUUCAUACAUAUAAAACUCGAGCUGACCAUCCAUUCCCUAGAAUCUGCCAAAAACAAACAUUACUCAACGAAAUCGAUGCUCUUGCAAAUCAUACCGAACUCGUAAAUCGAGCUAUUACCAUGCACCUUUUACGCGAAGGACAAUUCGAAGUAGCAUCAACAUUCUACGAAGAGUUACGAGAUAUGAAAAAGAAUGGCUCGGGUCCAGGAGCAGAUCCAAACUUGCUUGCGCCAGAGAACGAGGCUGUGGACGAAGGACUCCAAGGCGAAUUCGAAACCAUGUAUAAUAUCUUACACCAGCUCAAAGAGCGGAACCUCCGUCCAGCAAUAGAAUGGGCACAAAAGAACAGCAGAGAACUCGAAACUCGAGGUAGUAAUCUUGAAUUUGAACUCAGCAAACUCCAAUUUGUUUGGUUAUUUCUGGGUCCCGAGGCGAACGGUCUUCCAGAUGAUGAAUAUAAUGGUCUACCAGGUGCACUUCAAUAUGCUCGUGAUUACUUUCCUCGAUUUCAAAGCCGGUUCCUCGAAGAAAUUCAGCAACUCAUCACAGCCAUGGUCUUCGAAUCUAAUCUUCAAAUAUCCCCUUAUCGACAAACUUUCGACACCUCCAGCUCCUGGUCUGAAGUCUGCACCUCCUUCACCCGCGAAUUCUGUUCGCUUCUUGGCCUAUCUGCCGAAUCUCCGCUUUAUCUCGCCGUAACAGCUGGGGCCAUCGCUCUCCCUACCCUCAUAAAACUCGCUACGAUCCAAAAAACAAAACGUACGAAUUGGACAACGGAUACAGAACUUGCGGUAGAGAUACCAUUGCCGAGAAGCAUGAUAUUCCAUCCUAUUUUCGUAUGUCCGGUGAGCAAGGAGCAAACGAAUGAAUCCAAUCCGCCAAUGAUGUUACCUUGUGGUCAUGUGGUUGCAAAGGAGAGUUUACAGAAAUUGAGUAAAGGUGGGAGAUUCAAGUGUCCAUAUUGUCCAGUUGAGAGUCAGAUGAAGGAGGCAAGGCAGAUCUACUUGUAG